AUGCCGUGGCGCAAGAAGUGGCUUGAUCCUGCGGAGCACGAGGGUGCGGAGCCAGAGUUUGGAAAGGUGUUGGAGAAGCGCGCGUAUGAGGUCUGGGUUAGCGAAGUUAUGUUGCAACAAACCCGCGUCUCGACUGUUAUACCAUACUUCAAUACUUGGAUAUCGAAAUGGCCGACUGUCGAGGCUCUCGCGGAAGCCUCACACGACGACGUCCUCGCCGUCUGGAAAGGUCUGGGCUACUACUCCCGCGCAACGCGUUUACACGACGGCGCCAAAGCCGUCCUCGCUACAACAGAUGACGUCCCCUGCAAGAUCCCCAGCGCUGUGGAUGCCUUGCAAAAGAUCCCGGGUAUUGGGCGGUACACCGCCGGCGCUGUGUCCAGCAUUGCCUUCGGAGAAGCGGAACCCGUCCUCGAUGGGAACGUCGCGCGGGUCUUGAGUCGCCAGCUCGGCCUCUACGUUGACGCUAAAGACAAAAAGAGCACAGAUGUAUUAUGGGAUGUAGCAGGUUCGCUGGUGAAGAGCGUGGCAGGGUAUCCCGAGCAAGGACGCAGCCCCGUCCCCGGACAGUGGAACCAAGCACUCAUGGAACUGGGCUCCACCAUCUGCACGCCGCGGCCGAAGUGUGAGGAGUGUCCGAUCCAGCGGACAUGCCGAGUGUACGCUGAGGGGCAAAUUCUGUCCACAAAGAAAGCCGCCGUGACCACAGACGUGCCAGACAUCGAAGACGCAUGUACGCUGUGCUUGCAACUCGACACCGAGGACCUCGCGACCGCACCUGAGGAUGCGGGUGACGAUGACGAAAAUGACGCCGCGCCAAAACCAGCAAAGAAGCGGAAGACAGAACAGAAGCCCCCUGCAAACACCAUAUCCAACUACUUCACCUCCCGCACGGCUCCAAACCCAAAACCAAAACCAGACCCCGCAACCCCAACCCUUAGCACCGAAGCUGCCCCUCCCGCUACGGAGUCUUCAAACAAGAGAAAAACACCGCCCGCAACGCCCGCCCAAGCAAAAGCAAUAGCAACAUACUGCUCUCUCUUCCCCAAAAAGAUGCCCAAGAAAGCCGUCCCCGAGGAAGACGCCUUCCCCCAGCAGACACUGCUACCCGCUGACCAGCUCACCACCGAAGUACGGAAAGCGACAGCCUGCGCUCACGUCGAGAGUCUUGGUCUGGGGUCUUUGGAUGUUGGUGAGGUUAGGGAGCUCGGGUCGCUGGUGCAUGUGUUUACGCAUCUGAAGCUGACGAUGCAUGUGGUGCAUGUUGGGCUUGAGGGGGCGGCGGAGGGGGGCAUAGGGGAGGGUAAGACGGCGAGGAAGUGGGUGGAGGAGGGGGAUAUGGGCGGGGCGACGUUGUCGACGGGCAUGCGGAGGUGUUGGGAAUUGGUUGCGGGGACUUAG
This is a messenger RNA of Paraphaeosphaeria sporulosa, 1401 nucleotides long. Its product is annotated as DNA glycosylase. Gene Ontology annotation, cellular component: nucleus. Lineage: Eukaryota; Fungi; Ascomycota; Dothideomycetes; Pleosporales; Didymosphaeriaceae. The coding region runs from base 1 to 1401 and encodes 466 amino acids. Gene Ontology annotation, molecular function: 4 iron, 4 sulfur cluster binding; oxidized purine DNA binding; adenine/guanine mispair binding. Gene Ontology annotation, biological process: base-excision repair; mismatch repair. The record is from RefSeq and is a predicted model, not a curated record. The transcript has 3 exons.